AAAUACAAAGAAAACAAAAUUGUUACACCCUUGUAUAUGUACGUACUCGUAUUCUCACUCUGAAUCGGGGGAGUUGUGUAGGACUUUAUUAAUUUAUGUAUAGUGUCAAACUUGAAGAAAAUUUGUUUUCCACUUCCAGUGACACUUUGUGUAGCAGCUAACGUUAGUGGGUACGGAAAGGGGAAGAGCUCAGCCGCAGGAACCAGUUGCGCACAAUGGCAAACACAAAAUAUGGAAUCUAUGGAGAUUUGGACAAAUACAAGGAUGUGGAUGAAGAUGAAAUCUUGAAGUCUUUGACUGCGGAGGAACUUGAACAGUUAGCUGAUUCAUUGGAUCCUGAUAAUGAGUCCUUACCUGCUUCUGAAAGGCAAAAAGACCAGACAAGGAAAAGCCCUACAGGCACUUUUGAUAGACAACAUCUCAUUGAGUUCCUAGAGAAGAAAGCUAAAGAAGAAAAAGACUGGGAAGACAAGGUUCCGUAUAAAGCUGGAGAAAAAAGAGGUAAAAUAUAUGAAACCAAGAAAGCAGAGCUGAUGAAGAAAACAGAAGAAAAUGUGAAGCUAGAUCCUGAAUGGGAACAUGCUCUAGAAGAGGCUACAGAAGAAGACUUGGUGAAUCUUGCAGGAAUUCUCGGUCUUCAUGGUAUGCUGAAUCAAGAACAGUUUGAAGCCUCACAAAGAAAUGAGAGACUUGUGGAUAACCAGGGCAGAUUUCAAGGUAUCGCCAAGUUUAGUAUUCCUAAACCAGUACAUGGAAAUGAGAAAAAUAACACAGAUGUUGAAGAAUCCCUUAAACUUCUGAAGAGUAAUGACGCCUCUCUGAAGACGCUCAAUCUCAACAACAUCAUUAACAUGUCUAUUGAACAAAUGAAGAACAUCUGUUCAGCUCUUGGAUCCAACACACAGCUUAAGGAGUUAUUCAUGGCAAACACACGUCUUACUGACCCAGUUGCAAAGAUACUAGCAGAAUCCAUCAGGCAGAACAACGUGUUGACUUCCCUAAAUGUGGAAUCCAACUUCAUCACCCAAGUUGGUGUCAAUUCAAUAAUGCAAGCAAUGAGGAAGAAUUCUUCUAUUACUGAACUCAGGAUCGCAAACCAGAAUUGCCAGAUGGGCCAGAAGCUGGAAUGUGAAAUUGCCAAUAUCCUGGAAUCUAAUUCUACUCUUCUCAAGCUUGGAUUUGCUUUUGAGCAUGCUGGACCACGGGUACAAGCACAUGAUGCCAUUCUGAGGAAUAUUGAAACAGUACGAAAAGGUCGUGUUGACAACAGCAAGUGAAACGACUACUGCAUUCAUCUCAUUCACCAUGAGGAAGAAGCACUGAGUGAUGGUCAAGACAACUUGUCAUGGUUUGUUGUAAUUCACUGUAGAGCUAGAUUAAACCGAAAGAAAAUGUGCUUGUAACUUGCAUUUGGUAUUAAAGUAUUCCUCAAUUUGAAAGGACUGUUUCUCAUAUUACAUUCGUCAGUGCUCUAUCUUUAAGACCUGUUCUGAACACUGUGCUACUGCCUUUCUGAACUCAAUUAAUUCAACUUUUUAAAAUUUGGUACGGCAACAGCACAGCAUUUAGAACCUUGUGGCUGGGCAGAUUGAGUUUGGCACAGUAAAAAAAAGAAGAGUUGAUUGGAAGUAUGGGUUGUUUAAUAGAUUGUUUUCAUUAACUGGAUGCAGUGACUAUGAAUUUACUAAUUCUGUGUAGGUAUUUUGGGUGUAUUUCAUGUGUACUGCAUGUAAAUGUACAUGUACACAGAACUUUGGGUGAUACUGCUUUUUUGUCUUAAAACAUUCUGUUUAUGUCUGUCAAAUGGCAUGUAGUUAUCCUGUAAAAGCAGGGAUUGCAUUUUUUUCAUAGUAAAUUCCAUAGAAAUGAGAUCAUUUCAACAAAGCUCCAUUGUCCACCACAUAGAGCAUUGACAAUCCACAUCAAUUUGAAAAUUCAUUUGUCUGACUGUUUUGUGUUACUCGUUUGCGCGACUUUCACUGAGAAAAAUUAAAGGUUUUCUUUUUGCAAUAAGCAGCUCAUCAACUGUUUGCUUUAAAGAGUAUCACCAAACCAUGUGAUAUCAAUAAAAGUGAUCAUUUAGUAAGGGAAUAAAUAUGUGUUUGGCCGGUUGUAAACAAGUACGUUUCAGCCUGGACACAAAUAUCAUUAUCGGCGACCCUAGCUGGUUUUAAACGUACUUUUUUAAUAUCGGCCAAGCUUAUAUUUAUUCUCAUUCAUCAAUAGCUUUCGGUCAAAAAGUCAAAACAAGACAAAAAUGAUAAAUUUCCAACAAUUUGCUUCAUGUUUUGUGAAACACUCCUCUAGUUAUGUUUAAGGCAUGUGCCUCACACGAGUAUUUAUAAAUAAAUCUGAUAUGGAGAUUGGAGUGCAUGUAGCCGAUACUGUGGUGUGUGGUGCAGAAUGGUGGGCGGGCCGUCAUUAUGGGGAGGUUUUUUAUUGUUGGGGAAAUUAGGACCGAGUAUGUGGGUUGUCUGCUGUCCUCAUAGUGUCUUCGGUCCCCAGAAUACCAUGGGACAACACGUGUAUAGUCCCCCAGUUACGAAACAAGAAUGUAUGUAUAUGUAGUGUGAAUUUAGGACUCUAUGAAAUACAGACUUAUUGGUGGUAUUGUGCAUGCCUAAGUGAAGAUAAUUAGGAAAGUAACUGGUCACAUGCGAGGGUACAACCAAUGUCAUUGGAGUCCAAAUUUCAUGUGACACCAGAAAAAGUGUUUAAAACCAGUCAUUGUUUUAUCAACUGUUUAAAACAACCCACAUGAAGACCUCUUGACCAAUAAGAAUGGGUAAACUGCCUUAGGUAUUUAUGAAUAUUUGAUAAUUCACGUAUUGAAUAUAAAUUUUCAAAAGAAAUUUAAGGCACAAUCUAAAAUGGUACAAAUAACGGGGGUGUGAAAUCUCAGCUUUUUAGCUGAUUUCAGCUUUUUUUGUUUUGGAUUUCAGCUUUUUCCCCUCACUUGCUGUGUACAAAAGUAAAGGAGAUUUCCAAAAUUCAGCUUUUUUACACCUUGUUCAGCUGUUUUCAGUUAUUUUUAUCAGUGGUCACUCACACCCCUGAAAUAAGUAUUAGAAUAAGAAACAUGUUAUAUGUGUAUAUAUACAUCUUUUUCUUUUUUUAAAUAAUUUUGUUAUAAGCCAUCAUUUGACAUAGGAAUUUUCAGAAUUCAAAACACAUGUGUAUGUCUUGUAAUUGAGAAUGUUUCACAUUAACGUAUUUACAACCUAAAACUUGUAUUCAUAUUUUCUGUGUUUUUGACUUUUCCACUAUGAUAAGCUCACUCUAAUUUUGUUUUGAAUCGGUUUCUAAAAUUGUAAUGUUAUACUAAAUAAUAAUUAUCAAAUGAGAUAAUUUUUUUUUAACCUAAUGGUAUAGAAAUGGUUCCUGAGGUGAGUGGCGGAGGGAGUAGUUGGCCACGAACCAUGCUAAACAGUUAUAUUGUUGGACCUAUCAAAUUUGGGGGAAACAACUUUCAAAUUUACCUGCAUCAUAUACCAACUCAAUUUGAAAAUGAAUAGUUACCAGUCAGUAAUUAAAGAUUCAUUUGCUCACAAUAUUUAAAUAUUUUAUCAUUUUGCAAUUAAUGACACAACAUCAGACAUGGCAUUGGGCAACAAUUAUAGUUUUUGCCUUAGUUGAGAGAAUUCUCAUAACAACAUAAAAAAAGAGGGACUAUUUCAAGUCGGUUGCGGUCUACCUCAAUAAAUGCUGAUGGAUUUUCUCUGUAGGCCUAUUGUGAGCCACA
Molecule: messenger RNA, 3742 nt
Organism: Patiria miniata (bat star)
Lineage: Eukaryota; Metazoa; Echinodermata; Asteroidea; Valvatida; Asterinidae
Product: tropomodulin-2-like
Exons: 10
Coding region: 216-1277 (353 amino acids)
Biological process (GO): myofibril assembly; pointed-end actin filament capping
Cellular component (GO): myofibril
Molecular function (GO): tropomyosin binding
Source: RefSeq, a predicted model, not a curated record